UAUACAUUAAACCCUAAAUCAAACCGGAAAAGGGAAAAACAACAAAUAAUCACGCGCGGCCACUAUGGAUGACGCGGAGGGAGGUCUCAGCUUCGAUUUCGAAGGCGGUCUUGAUGUGGGUCUCGCCGCCCCGACCGCCUCCAUGCCUGUCAUCAAUUCCGAUCCUUCUGCAGCCAACAACAACAACAACCCCGUCGCCCAAGGCGCUGCCCCUGCUUUGACGAAUGACUCCCCCGCCGUUUCAGGUGGCGGAGCUGGGCGAAGGAGCUUUCGGCAGACUGUAUGCCGCCACUGGCUCCGCAGCCUUUGCAUGAAGGGUGAUGCCUGCGGUUUCCUUCACCAGUACGACAAGUCCCGUAUGCCGGUCUGCCGAUUUUUUAGGCUCUCUGGUGAGUGCAGGGAACAAGAUUGUGUUUAUAAACACACCAACGAGGACAUCAAGGAGUGUAACAUGUACAAGCUAGGUUUUUGUCCUAAUGGUUCCGACUGCCGAUAUAGGCAUGCUAAGCUCCCUGGACCUCCACCUUCUGUGGAAGAAGUCCUGCAAAAGAUUCAGCAAUUGACUUCUUACAAUUAUAACAACAAAUUUUUUCAACAACGGAAUGCUGGCUUCUCCCAACAGACUGAAAAAUCUCAGAUUCCACAAGGACAAAGCAAUGUAAACCAAGGAGCAAUUGGAAAACCUUCAACAACAGAGUCUGCUAAUGUGCAGCAGCAAUUUCAACAGCCUCAACAACAGGUCAGCCAGACACAGAUACAAAAUGUCCCCCAUAGUCAGUCUAACCAGACGAACAGAAGUGCUAUACCUUUGCCGCAAGGAAUAUCUAGGUAUUUUAUUGUUAAAAGUUGCAACCGUGAAAAUCUGGAACUAUCUGUUCAACAAGGAGUAUGGGCAACUCAAAGAAGCAAUGAGGCUAAACUGAAUGAAGCUUUUGACUCUGCUGAAAAUGUUAUUUUGAUAUUCUCUGUUAACCGUACUCGACAUUUCCAGGGUUGUGCUAAGAUGACAUCCAAAAUUGGUGGAUCUGUUGGUGGAGGGAACUGGAAGUAUGCUCAUGGAACUGCCCAUUAUGGACGGAAUUUCCCAGUAAAAUGGUUAAAGUUAUGCGAGCUUUCCUUCCACAAAACUCGCCAUUUGAGGAACCCCUACAAUGAGAACCUACCAGUAAAGAUAAGUAGAGAUUGUCAGGAGUUAGAGCCUUCUGUUGGGGAGCAGCUAGCAUCCAUGCUUUAUCUUGAGCCAGAUAGUGAGCUUAUGGCUAUUUCGCUGGCGGCAGAAUCAAAACGUGAAGAAGAGAAAGCAAAGGGAGUCAAUUCAGAUAUUGGAGGAGAGAACCCCGACAUCGUUCCGUUUGAGGACAAUGAAGAAGAGGAAGAGGAAGAAAGUGAGGAGGAAGAUGAAAGCUUUGGUGCUGUAGAUCAGGGCAGAGGAAGAGGCAGAGGAAUGAUGUGGCCCCCUCACAUGCCACUUGGCCGUGGUGCCAGACCCAUGCCCGGGAUGCGUGGUUUUCCACCUAUGAUGAUGGGUGGUGAUGGCUUUUCUUAUGGACCAGUUGCACCUGAUGGUUUUGGGAUGCCUGAUCUCUUUGGUGCUCCCCGUCCAUUUGCUCCAUACGGGCCAAGGUUUUCUGCAUCUGGCAUGAUGUUUCCAGGGCGACCUCCACAGCCUGGGCCAAUGUUUCCAGGUGGUGGACUUGGGAUGAUGAUGGGUCCAGGGCAUGCUCCAUUUAUGGGGGGUAUGGGGCCUACAGGUGCAAAUCCUCCACGAGGUGGCCGACCUGUUGGCAUGCACCCUACCUUUCCUGGACUUCCAGCACCUUCCUCACAGAAUUCUGGUCGGGGUAUUAAGAGAGAUCAGCGGACACCAACCAAUGAUAGAUAUAGUGCAGGAUCGGAUCAGGGUAGAGGACAGGACAUGACCGGUCCAGGGGGUGGAUUGGAUGACGAGACUCGGUAUCAGCACGAAGUACAAAAGGCAGAUUCACUUGCUGCCGGUAACAGCUUCAGGAAUGAUGACAGCGAAAGCGAGGACGAAGCACCCAGGAGGUCAAGGCAUGGAAAGGGACGAAGAAACGAAGAAGCUUAGAAAGAGAUGCCGCCACUGAUUCCGAUCACCCGAUGUGAAUGGCUCAGAAAUGAUUUCCAUUAGUCAAUAGCUGCGCGCAGCCACAUUCUCUUAACAGUGUUACUUGUGGAACACAUUUUGUAAGCAACCGAGUUUGCAGAUCUAGAUCUUCUCCAUCUUCAAUUUUGGAGAGCUGGAGGAAAACUAAGGUUUAGAUUCUUUAUUUUUAUUAGAAUACUAUGAAUUAGCUCAAUAUUUUUAUAACAUAUUUUUAUUAAACUAUUCA
This is a messenger RNA of Hibiscus syriacus, 2351 nucleotides long. RefSeq names its product 30-kDa cleavage and polyadenylation specificity factor 30-like. Gene Ontology annotation, cellular component: nucleoplasm. Gene Ontology annotation, biological process: regulation of mRNA splicing, via spliceosome; mRNA splicing, via spliceosome. Bases 65 to 2086 code for a protein of 673 amino acids. Gene Ontology annotation, molecular function: mRNA binding; N6-methyladenosine-containing RNA reader activity; metal ion binding. The record is from RefSeq and is a predicted model, not a curated record. The transcript has 7 exons. NCBI's taxonomy places the organism in Eukaryota, Viridiplantae, Streptophyta, Magnoliopsida, Malvales, Malvaceae.